This is a messenger RNA of Salvelinus namaycush (lake trout), 4954 nucleotides long. RefSeq names its product focal adhesion kinase 1-like. Bases 199 to 3393 code for a protein of 1064 amino acids. Gene Ontology annotation, cellular component: cytoskeleton; focal adhesion. The transcript has 32 exons. Gene Ontology annotation, molecular function: protein tyrosine kinase activity; ATP binding. The record is from RefSeq and is a predicted model, not a curated record. Lineage: Eukaryota; Metazoa; Chordata; Actinopteri; Salmoniformes; Salmonidae. Gene Ontology annotation, biological process: signal complex assembly; protein phosphorylation.
UGGCGUGGUGGGCAGAGAAAGGAGAGCGCACGAACCACUAAGCAACUUCAGUUUUUGACGGAUUUAAAACACAUAUAAACGAGGAAUUAAACCGGUAAACUAAAGUGAAUUGUCCGACACGCGAAUUGGAUAAGCCAAAAUAUUUCCAGAAUUUCCUACUACACAGAAUAUGACAGACACCUAGCGCACAGCAAAGGCAUGGCGACAGCAUACCUGGACCCCAACCUCAACCACGCCCUGGCUGGGGGGGCCAAGUCGCGCCUCAGCGCGGGCACAGGCACAGCCACCGAGCGAGCCCCCGGGGCUCCAGACAGGGUCCUGAAGGUCUUCCAUCACUUCGAGAGCAACAGCGAGCACAGCACAUGGGCCAGUAACAUCCGCCAUGGGGACGCCACCGAUGUCAGGGGGAUCAUCCAGAAGAUUUUGGACAUCCACAAGGUGAAAUGCGUGGCGUGCUUUGGCCUGCGUCUCAGCCACUCCCAGUCCGGCCAGGUCCACUGGCUCCACCCUGAUAUGGGCGUGUCCCAUGUGAGGGAGAAGUACGAGCAGAACCGCUCCCAGGAGGAGUGGAGAUAUGAGCUGCGUAUUCGCUACCUUCCAAAGGGAUUCCUGCACCACUUCAGUGAAGACAAACCCACACUCAACUACUUCUACCAGCAGGUGAAAAAUGACUACAUGGUGGAGAUAGCGGAUCAGGUUGAGCAAGACAUUGCACUUAAGUUGGGAUGCCUUGAAAUCAGGAGAUUCUUCCGGGAGAUGCGAGGAAAUGCCCUGGACAAGAAAUCUAACUAUGAACUAUUAGAAAAAGACGUGGGCUUAAGAAGAUUCUUCCCUAAGAGUUUACUGGAUUCAGUCAAGGCCAAAACCCUGCGGAAGCUGAUCCAGCAGACAUUCAAACAGUUUGCCAACAUGAAUGAUGACCAGAGCAUCCUCAUGUUCCUGGAGAUUCUGGCGCCCGUCUACAGAUUCGAUAAGGAGUGUUUUAAAUGUGCUCUCGGGUUGAGCUGGGUCAUCCAAGUAGAGUUAGCCAUCGGACCUGAGGAGGGCAUUAGCUACCUUACAGACAAGGGCUCAACUCCAACCCACCUGGCCAACUUCACCCAGGUGCAGACCAUUGGGUACUCCGUCAUGGAGGACAAGGAGAGGAAGGGCAUGCUGCAGAUCAACGUGGCCGGUGCUGCUGAGCCUCUCACAGUGACCACGCCGUCACUCACCACAGCUGAAAACAUGGCCGACCUCAUAGACGGCUACUGUCGCCUGGUCAACGGAGCCACCCAGUCCUUCAUCAUACAGCCACAGAAAGAGGGAGAGAGAGCAUUGCCGUCAAUCCCAAAGGCACCCAACAAUGAGAAGAAGGUAGUAGAGGGGGUGGUCCGGAGCGCUGGGGUGCGUGCCAUCUCUGUCUCAGAGACGGACGAUUAUGCUGAGAUUAUAGAUGAAGAGGAAACCUACACCAUGCCUUCAACCAGGGACUAUGAGAUCCAGAGAGACCGGAUAGAGCUGGGACGCUGCAUCGGAGAGGGACAGUUUGGAGACGUCCACCAGGGAGUCUACAACAGCCCGGAGAAUCCCACUCUGAACGUGGCCAUUAAAACAUGCAAGAACUCCACAUCGGACAGCGUGCGUGAGAAGUUCCUUCAGGAAGCAUUGACCAUGCGUCAGUUCGACCACCCCCACAUAGUGAAGCUGAUCGGUGUGAUCACAGAGAACCCAGUGUGGAUCAUCAUGGAGCUGUGCACGAUGGGAGAGUUGAGGUCCUUUUUACAAGUAAGGAAGUACAACCUGGACCUGUCAACGUUGGUCCUGUUCUCCCACCAGCUCAGCACAGCCUUGGCCUACCUGGAGAGCAAACGCUUUGUCCAUAGGGACAUUGCUGCCAGGAACGUGCUAGUGUCUUCCACAGACUGUGUGAUGCUGGGAGACUUUGGCCUCUCGCGUUACAUGGAGGACAGCUCCUACUACAAAGCUUCCAAGGGGAAACUUCCAAUAAAAUGGAUGGCUCCAGAAUCCAUCAACUUCAGACGCUUUACCUCAGCCAGCGAUGUGUGGAUGUUUGGUGUGUGCAUGUGGGAGAUCCUCAUGUACGGUAUCAAGCCCUUCCAGGGGGUGAAGAACAACGAUGUCAUCGGGCGGAUAGAGAACGGAGAGCGUCUGGCCAUGCCCCACAACUGUCCCCCCACCCUGUACAGCCUGAUGACCAAGUGCUGGUCCUACGACCCCAGCAAGAGACCCCGCUUCACAGAACUCAAAACACAGCUCAGUACAAUCCUGGAGGAGGAGAAGGCCCAGCAGGAGGAGAGACUGAGGAUGGAGAUGAGACGUCAGGUCACUGUGUCCUGGGACUCAGGGGCCUCUGACGAGGCCCCCCCUAAACCUAGCAGACCUGGUUACCCCAGCCCUCGGUCUAGUGAAGGAUUCUACCCCAGCCCUCAGCAUGCUGGACAGCUCAACCAUUACCAGGUUGGGUACCCUGGCCCCCACGGCAUUCCCGCUAUGCACAGUGGAGGGUACUCUCCCCAGGCCGGUGUUCUGGACCCUCAGGAGGCCUGGAACCACCACCGACCAGGAGACGUCCCCAUGUGGUCCCCCAACAUGGAGGACGGAGGUGCGUUGGACAUGCGUGGUCUGGGCCAGGCGCUGCCCCCCCACCUGAUGGAGGAGAGGCUGAUGCAGCAGCAGCAGCAGAUGGAGGAGGACCAGCGCUGGUUGGAGCAGGAGGAGUGCUUCCUGAAGCCAGAAUCCAGGAACUCGCGGGGCAGCAUUGACAGGGAGGACUGCAGUCUCCAGGGGCCGACAGGAAACAUAUACCAACCAGUGGGACUGGGGAAACCAGAGCAUGUGGCCCCUCCUAAGAAGCCUCCUCGUCCUGGAGCCCCCAGCCACCUGGGCAGUCUGGCCAGCCUCAACCCUGUAGACAGCUACAACGAGGGGGUCAAGAUCCAGCCUCAGGAGAUCAGCCCUCCCCCCACGGCCAACUUGGACCGCUCCAACGACAAGGUGUAUGAGAACGUGACGGGCCUGGUCAAGGCUGUUAUAGAGAUGUCCAGUAAGAUCCAGCCAGCCCCUCCAGAGGAGUACGUCCCAAUGGUCAAGGAGGUGGGACUAGCGUUGAGAACCCUAUUGGCCACAGUGGACGAGACCAUACCAGUGUUACCAGCAAGCACACACAGAGAGAUUGAGAUGGCCCAGAAGCUGUUGAACUCUGACCUGGCCGAGCUGAUUAACAAGAUGAAGCUGGCCCAGCAGUACGUCCUCACCAGCUUGCAGCAGGACUACAAGAAACAGAUGCUGACGGCGGCCCACGCCCUGGCCGUAGACGCCAAGAACCUGCUGGACGUCAUCGACCAGGCCCGGCUCAAGAUGAUCCACGCCCAGUCCCGGGGGUCACACUAGCCCCCUCCGACUCCUAGCUCCUUGGGCAUGGAAGACCUCUGAGGGGAGGGAGAGGGAUAUAAGAGGGAAGGGGGUCUGGUGCUGUGGAAAUGGGGCUGGUUGGUUUCAGCUCCCAUAGCAAUCAUAGACUGCACAAUAAGUCACAAGUCAAGACUGCUCAGCUCGCACUUCGGUCAGAGCUCCUGAUACUACAGAACUGGUCACUCGACUCAAUCGUACCCUUCCACCCCCUUCCUGAAAACUGUUUUAUAGGCUUCUGUUCUGUCUGUCGCUGCUCUCCAGAAUGUUUGAAGAUCAGUUACAUACAAUCUCUUCUGUUUUAUUUGAUGUGUCUGCGUCUCGGUUGUGCUGAUUGUUUUUAAAACAUUUUUAUCUAGAGAUUAAUUUCAGUGUUUUUUUUUUACCAGAGAUUAAUUUCAGCUCACAUCAUCAGACGUCCUCUUCUUCCAGGUGGCUGAUAAUAAUCACAGAUUUGAUCUGGAAAUAGAAAACAAUUCCAACUGGAAGAUUUGAACCAUUGAAGAACUACAAGCUAUAUGUGAUUACCAUUUUCUUUCUGAGAGAUCUCAGUGGUUGGGAUGUCUGUGUUAAACACUAUUACCUAAGGUGUGCUAAAGAAUCAAAGCAUAUUAUGACUGUUUUGGACGCUCAUCAUUUGUAUUUUUUGGCCAUUCUCUGACACACGGACUCGGGCACCUCUCGACACAGUGAAUAAUACAGUGAAUAAUAAAAUAUCACAAAAUGAAUGAUAUUUAUUUUUAUUCAACACAAAUGUCACAUGCCACUUUUUAAGUUAACUAAUAAUGAAUAUACAAAUGGUUAUGUUAUAUAUAUAUAAGCAUUCAGCAUCUCUGGGAUUUAAAUGUUAUGAGAGGCUUAUUUUCCUCAUUGUAAGCUUCCAGCGCAUUUAAGUUCCACAGUGGAGAUGAACUAUCAUGUUUGAAUCCUCUCAUAGUUUGGCAGUUAAAACCCCUGUCCCAUUGCUAGUCGUUUUCUUAUCACUGAAAGUGUUUUUGUAUAUUUAAACCAAGUCUGGUGUCACACAAACCUUCUUUUGAUUUGAUCCCUAUUUCUUGGGUUGUUCGUAUUCAUUAGUGCACACCGCAACAAAACAUUUUGCAACGGAAAACAAAAACAAGCAUCUCUUAUUGGAGAACUUCAGGUAGUCCCUCCAUGUUCCAGUACAUUUUCUUGUUUGGUGCCAAAUGAAUAUGACCAUGGUUUACGCAGAUUCUGCCCUUCCUUUAGACCAGGGUUUCCUAACUCGGUCCUGGCGACCCACCUGGGGUUUUUGCCCUAGAACUACACCGCUGAUUCAAAGCUUGAUGAUGAGUUGGUUAUUUUAAUCAGCGGUGUAGUUCUAGAGGAAAAAUCUAAAAGUGCCCUCAGUGGGUGCCCCAGGACCGAGUUUGGGAAAACCCUGCUUUAGACCACGUGUCAAACUCAUUCCACGGAGGGCUGAGGAUCUGCAGGUUUUCGCUACUCCCUUGUACACUGAACAAGAAUAUAAACACAACGUGCAACAAUUUCAAAGAUUUGAAUGAGUCAAUUUAAAUACAUU